CGCGGCUGUAUAUCCGGAAGCAAAGCUCACAGCUUCGAAAAACUCUGCAGAAGCCACCAUCGCUGUGGAGGAGUUUGAGAGGGAGUAUUUGGACUAUAAUCAACAAAAAACAGUGUUUCCUGACGAAGCAUGUGAUGAUCUUGGAGGAGAAUUCUGUGAUCCUGAGUACCAAACUGGAGUCGGCAAGAAGGCCUCAGCUUAAUUAAUCAUAUAUUUUUCUUAAAAUCUUUUUUUUUUAACUCUAUUAUUAGGAGUCUUAUAUCCAUCAUAUGUUAGUGAGAUAUUUUGUUGCUUUUUUUGUUCAUAUGAUUAUACAUCUUGGUUUGUAAACAUAUAAUUUAAAUUAAGGUUUUGGAUUUAGUUAA
This is a messenger RNA of Phalaenopsis equestris, 365 nucleotides long. RefSeq names its product light-regulated protein. Gene Ontology annotation, cellular component: chloroplast. The record is from RefSeq and is a predicted model, not a curated record. Lineage: Eukaryota; Viridiplantae; Streptophyta; Magnoliopsida; Asparagales; Orchidaceae.